Messenger RNA from Acyrthosiphon pisum (pea aphid), 5314 nucleotides. Its product is annotated as myb-like protein X. The coding region runs from base 697 to 5076 and encodes 1459 amino acids. The transcript is spliced from 9 exons. The record is from RefSeq and is a predicted model, not a curated record. Lineage: Eukaryota; Metazoa; Arthropoda; Insecta; Hemiptera; Aphididae.
GAUUCGCACGACCUCACUCCGCACCGCCACAUUAUACGUUCAUGCUCCGCACCGUCCGCAACGCCAGCGUUGCAGCAGCCCAGGACGCCCAGCCGACCUGAACACCUCUCUCGAGCGCGACCGUCGUCUAGUGUUUUCGGCUUUCGCCCGUAGUGCGCAUGCGCGUGUGUUGGUGCGCACACCUGGUCGUGUGUUUUUCUCUGCGCCCGCGCGCUUGUGUGUGUGUGCGUGUAUCCGAGUUCUGUUUAUUGUGCGUGUGUGCGUAAGCGUCUUUAUUCUGCGUGUGUGUGUGCGUGUGUGUUUGUGCACAGCACUUACGCCGUUUGGUAUCCUGGCGAUUUUUCGCCUUCCAGCGUCCGUUUAUAUCGUUGUCGUCGUCGACACCGCUGCGUCGUCGUCGUUGUCGAAAUCUAAGCCGCCACCGUCGUCGUUUCAAAACGUCGCACCGUCGUCUCCGCGACGGUUACUGUCACGUAGCGAAACACGCCCGCGUGAACGAUAGGGGUUCCCAGGGACCGGACACGCGUCGUCGUCGUCGGCACGCCGUCCUGCGGCUGUGCGCGCGCGAACGCAACCGUGGAAACCGCACGCUCUCGGAGAUGUGACCGUCGGACUCGUGGCACAGCCGCAGACGCUAGCCGCAAGCACGCGGUCCAGUUGACGCUAGCCGCUGCGUCCGCAGCCGCCAGUCGCAACAUGGCGUCGUCCAACACGGAUUCGCCUGGUACAAUUUAUAGAUGGAUAGAGAGGAAGCCACUAACAGAAGCAGUUACAUGGACAUCUAGAGAAAAAUUUUGGUUAAUUACAGCUGCAUGUCAUUAUGGGACUCAUGAUUGGAAAUCAGUUGCUCAAGUUGUUAGAAAUGCGGGAGAACCGUAUAGACCUCGAGAAUGGUAUACACCAAAAAGCUGUGAGCGCCAGUUUAAAAUUCUUGUAUCUAAUCUUAGCAAAGAAGUAAAGUCAUUGCCCCUUAUUGAUAUGCUGCAACAUAUUGCUGAAGGUUUAAAAAAUGAUUACAUUCGAGAUGCUAAUAAAUCAAAAGAUACUUUAAAAUCAAAGUACUGUAAUUUAUUCAGUGUUUUGAAUCGUGUGAAACAAGGAAAUCUGUCAAGAAAUGAAGUUGUUAGUCUUUAUUCACAAGCAAGAAGAAAUGAAAUUGAAGGUAAACAAUAUAUGGAUCAACUUAUGACUAGGCAAAAUGCUAGUUUAGCUUCUGAAAAUUCAAGUUCUGGGUUAAUAGAAGAGCAGCCAAUUAAGUGGAAUACGCCAUCCGCACCACUAUUAACGAGUCUUUUAAGAUCUCGUAAUACUAUACCAGCUAAUAGAACUGCUACUACAAUUGCUUCUUUAUUACAAUCUCCUGGUGGCACAUCAAGGACUAGAUCAGGAAAAUUAUUACCAUCAACCCCCAUCAUUCGAACUACACAAGGAACUCCUACACUUUCUAAACUCCUUGAAGCUCCAGCAAAUCCUUAUAUAUCAAGUCCACCACAAUCAACACAGAAGAAUAAGUUAAGUGAAGUUGGAACAGAAAAGCUUGUGAAUACUUCUAGAAAAGAGAACUCGCAGUCAACAUCAUUAAAUAAAGUACGAGUAGAUAAUAUAACAACCCUUGGGUCUUUAAAUCAAAUCAAUAAAUCUGAUUUAUCUGCUUCGAAGAAACAGAUAUCCAAGACCCCGGUUUCUGCUGUUAAAAAUGGAUCGAAAGCAAAUUCAAGUGUUGUUAAUCUAUUAAGUGACAGUGAAACUGAUGAAGACACUAAAAAUACCACUCUUAAAAGUUCGUUUGGAGAUAAAAAAGAUACUAGUAGUAGAAUUGAACCUAGAGCAACAAGAAGUCAAACUCGAGCAGAAGGCGGUGUUAAACAAUUGAAUGAUACUAAACUGUCUGAUGGAAAGAAAGAACGUGAAACGUUGCGACAACAAAGUGGGGAAUCUCAAAUUAACGAAACUCAUUUAAUUGAUGAUGAUCUGCUUGAUAUAGACCAAAUUGAAGUUGAACCAUUAUCAUCCGUUCAAGAUGAAAUACAAACUCAAACUCCUUCUAAAAUGACACGGUCUUCCUUGCAAAGACUUCGUCUAUCAAAUCCGGGAGAUAAUGUAUUGACUAAUAAUAAAGUUAAUAGUAAAGGAACAAGUAAUAAAAUGUUAGAGAAAAUAUCUGUACAUCCAGAUUUUAAAUGCUUGUUGGGCAACGUCGUAGAUGAUCUUUCUUUUGAUGUGCAUGCUUGUAAAGAUGCUAUUACGUUACGCAAAGAUAGCCGACCUUUGCAAAAUACAUUGACUACAUAUGAUGGUAAACUAUUAAAACAAAAAGGAGUAAUUGAAAUAAAAGCAUCAAGUAUAAGGUGUAUUGAUAGUAGAAAUGAUUCAAAAUUGGUGUCAUUUACCAACCACCCUAUGGUAGUAGUUAACAAAAUCAAGAAACCUUUAAACAUGAAAUUUGCUUCAGAGCAGAUAAAUAAAACUAAUGAUAUUCAAGUCUCAAACACCGAUGUUAAUAAACCUAUUAGAUUGAAUAAUAGUUCCCUUAAUGUGGUUAAGUUAAUUGAUAGUAGUUGUUCAUUGCCUGCCGAUGAAGUUAUUAUUAUUGAUGAUGAUAUAAAUAUUAACGAAGAUAAUAGGACAACAAUGAAAGCGAAAGAGUUAUUAAGUAAAGUUGAAUCAAAAACCUUUCCUUCUACUGUUUCAAGUAAUUCAAAAUCAACAACACUUCAAUUGGAUGAAAAAAUAAAUAAAAAUGAUAAAACACCAUGGAAUAUGUUUGGAAAAGCCCAAAAUAUUUUAGAUGCUACAAAAAAACAGAGUCUUCAAGAUAGUGUAACGAAAAGUAGAACAAAUAGUAACAUAAAUGAGUCCAACCAAUUCAUUAAAGAACUAGAUUUCGAUUUUGAUCAAUCGAUCUCUCAAACAUCCUUGUCUGAAUUAUAUAAUGGCGUUGAAGAAAUUGUCGAAAUGCACUCUUUUGAUAAUGAAGAAUUAAAUUCUUUGAUUGAAUGUGGUUCGUUAGAUAGUAAUGAAACGGAGGAACGUAUAGAUACAGUUAGUGUGGAUCAAGGUGAUUCUUCUGUAAGUGAAAGUGAUUCAACUAUUGGAGCUUUUGAUACCUUUGCUCAGAUUACAAGAGUACGACAAAAGUCAUUUACUUCAAAAGACAUUAAAGAUACCAAAGAAUCAAAGACUACAAACCAAGGAGUAAAUCACUUAAAAGAGAGUUUUUGUCCAUCUGAGGAAAUUUAUGACGAUCAAAGCUCUACAGUAUCAGUCACCGGAAUACCUGUUUUACAGGGUGUAAUAUCAGAUGUUAUGAGUCAAAUUGAUUUAGAUUGUGUUGCAUCUAAUAAAACCAUCACCCCACAUAAAGUACCUAUUACUGAUGUUGUUGAAAUAAGUAGUGAUGAGGAAGUGACUGUGGAUGUUCCAAAAUCACAUCCCUUAAGUGUCAAGCAAAUUCAAACACAAGAAAAAGAAGUGAAAUCUUAUAAAUUAAAGGAAGAUGAAUUGAUACAAAUACAUGAAAUAGAAGCUAAAAUGUACAAUAGGGUUACUAUAAAACGAGGAACAAGUACCAGUAAACCAAUUAAUAUUGAAAUGCCACCGUGCGUCAUUGUUAGAAAUAUUACAUCUGAUGCCGAUAGAGUAGCAUGUAAUAAAAUAUUAGAAAUUAAAAAAGAUACUGGUCAGAAACAUCAGGAUAUUGAAAUGAUGACGCUUGUCUCAAAUGCUGGUAGUAAAAGGGAUGAAAAUGAAUUGAAUGUGAUUCAAACACAAAAAAUAACAGUAAAAAGUGCCAAUGAAAAAUUACUAAAAGAAACUGAAAGAAUGAAAAAAGAAGCUAAAGAAAGCGAAGAAAGAAAAAAAAAAGAAGCUGAAAGAAAGAAUAAAGAAAACGAAAGAAUGAAACAAGAAGAUAAAGAAAGAAAGACAAAAGAAGAUGAUGAAAGAAAGAAAAAAGUAGAAGACGAAAGGAAGAAAAUAGAAUUAGAUAGAAAGAAAAAAGAGCUUGAAAAGAAACUGCUAAAUGAUUUAUACGAAAGAAAAAAAAAAGAAGAGGAAGAAAGAAAGCACAGAGAAAAUAAUGAAAGAAAGAAAAAAGAAGAAAAUGAAAGAAAGAUAAAAGAAUUACAAGAAAAAAUGAAAAUAGAAGAAGAACGAAAAAGACUUGAGAAAAUAGAAGAAGAAGGAAAGAAUAAAAUAGCAAUGGAUAAAAGGUUAAAAAUAUUUUACGAUAGGCUUAAAAAAGAUUUGGUAACUGAUGAAAAUAAACAAUUAGCUAGUAGAGUAGUAGUUAAAGAGGAAAUUGUUGAUGAGUGUGUUGAUGAAAUUUUAGAAGAUAUUAUUGAUGAAGAUAUUUGUAUAAAAAAUGAAUAUAGCGGAUGCAUUGAAUUUAACGAAUAUAAUCCAUACAAUCAAUACAAUCAAUAUAAUGAAUACAAUGAACAAAAUGAAUGCAAUGAAAACAAUAAAAACCAUGAAUACCUUGAAAACAAUAAAAACAAUGAAUACCUUGAAAACAAUAAAAACAAUGAAUACCUUGAAAACAAUAAAAACAAUGAAUACCUUGAAAACAAUAAAAACAAUGAAUACCUUGAAAACAAUAAAAACAAUGAUUAUAAUAAUGAAUACAUAAAUGAAUAUAACCAUGAAUUUAACAAUGAAUAUAACAAUGACUAUUAUCAUGAAAAUCAUAUAGAGUAUGAUAAUGAAUGUAAUAAUGAAUAUAACGAAUAUAAUGAUUAUCAUAAUGAAUAUGAUGGAUAUAAUGAUGAAAUUGUUGAAAGAAUAAGAAUGCCAAAUGUUAUUUCUGAAGAAAUAAGUAAGAAAUAUAUUUUAAAUAUUAGUUCAGAAGAAUUGACUCAAAUAAGAGAUUAUGAAUUACAAUCGAUAGAAGAAUCCAUUAAAAAACGAAUCAAAAGUAAAACAUUUAAAAGAAAUGAAGACUUGAGAAGUAAUAAAGAAUUAAGAGUAAUUCUACCAAGAGAUGUUCAAGUACAGAGAGAAUAUAUCGCGUUCCAAAGAUUAUCUAUUGAGCGACAAUCUAAAAAUCUGAGGAAGCUGAAAAACCAAGAGCUGUAGAAGUUGAAAUUCAAAGAUCUAAGAUAGCUGAGAGACAAAGAGCUGAUGAAAUGGCAUCUAGAAAAGUUAAAGAAGCAGAAAUGAAAAGAGUUAAAGAUUUUGAAUUAGAAAGAUUCAAAAAUGAUAGGAUAAAAAUAGUUAAAGAAGUUGAAACAAAAAAACAUAAGGAAGCCGAAUUACGAAAAAAUAUUGCUGUUGAAGAAACAGAAAUAAAAGGAUUGGAUAAGAGAUCUACUUU